CCUGCCUUACGGGAAUGACUGCCGCCGCGACGACCCAAGUUUCAAAGUCCAACUCAUAGUCGGGGAAUAAGUCAACAAAUGCAAACUGCCCUCAGGUCCUCCCCCAGCCAGAGCGCCCCUGUGUGUGCACAACCCGGCGUCUCAUGUGCUUCGGGUCUGUUUCACUGGCAGAUAGUCAUUCCACUGCCAAAUAUAUUUAAAGAAAGGCGUGUCUGCUCUCUGCGCAAGGAAACUGCCUUUUGUAUAAAUAUACAUAAUUUAAAAAAAAUCCCUUCUGUGGGGAGAGAGUGAAACUGAUCAUUGACUCUCAAGACAACAUGCUGCCUACAACAGUCGGAAUUCAGCUAACUGGAUCUUCGUGAAGGAAAGAGAGAAUAACAUCACCAAGAUUCCCUAUGAAGGAGGCAAAUACUUUGAUAAACAGCGUGAUUUACCUGCAGUUAUUUCUGCUCAAUAUAUUUGGAGGACCUAUAUGCAAGACAGGGAACCCAGUGACUGAUGAUAUAAAACGCAUUGAUGAGCUGGUUGGGAACUUGCCAAGUGAUUAUAAAAUCGAGAUAAGAUAUAUUUCUAAAGUCCCUAAUGUGACUGAUACGUGUUGGCUGCAUCUAACAGUGCCUGAAAUGUCCUUCAGCUUGGAUGCUCUUUUAGAAAAGUUUGCCAAGAAUUCGUCGAAUUAUUUAAUUAUCGAGAAUCUCCACCGGAUUCUGGAUGGCAUUCACAACUGUCUGUCUGAAGAUGGGAAGGAUUACGUGGAUGAAUCGGAAUUCAAUUGUGAAAAAUCCAACUUGGAGCCCAAACAGUACUUUAAUUACUUCAACGAAAUCAUUACCGCCUUCCAAACAGCAGAGGACAGCAGCCCAUGUGACUCUGACGUUAUCUGCAGGAUGGAGAGGCCAGACCCAGGGCGUGGCUCCAACUCUACCUCACAUACUCUGGAGCAGACAAAUAAAACCUGUGUGCCCAGGUGUGAACGCACACAUCCGGAGCUGGGUAGACUGGUCCGUGCUAAGAGACACUCUCUCACAGCCAACCAGCCAAUAAGUGAUCCCAAUCAUAUCAAGGGAGGUUGUACCAGCUGUGCCACAUUAAUGGACCAUUUUCCGACAAUUAUGAUCACCGUUUGCACUGUGACUGUCACUGCAAUUUUCACAUGCCUAAUUGUCCAGCUACAGAAGAACUGGAGAAGAAAGGAAAGUAGUAGACGUUACCCAACAGACAUUGAAUGUGAACUGGAAAGGAGGGAGAAUGAACAAGAGGUCCAAUUCAUCGCUGAAAAUCAAGAUUCUUGUACAUAAAGUUACCAGCUGAUAAUGUGGUAGUCAGUUCUGUUCAGUUUCUGAACUGGUCCAAUAUUUUCUGCACCUGUAUUAUUUCCAUUUGACAUGAAGCAAGGGAUGAGAUUGAUGUGAUGGACUGCUGGCAUCUCCUAUGGUGAGCUGGUUAUGGGAGGUCCUCCAAUGGGUGUUGGACAGGCACCAUAGCUGAAGGAAGUGCACUUACAUUCUCCGAGUGGAGGCCCCUUCUUAUCAUCCCUAAUUUGCAAUGAAUCUACAUCAUACCGUGACCUUACAUCGUCUCGGAGAAGGCAACUAAGAGUUUAGCUUGGAACUGACGGUGGAACUAAGGAGAGAGCAGGGAUUUGUAUCCACUUCAUGGCGUAAGAAAUACUUUGGGUUCUUACAGGACUAUCUGCAUCCAAACAAGUUCGCAAACUUGGCAGUGAUGACAUGUCAGUUCUACGCUUUAUAUUCACUUAGAAUGACGCAACACAGAAGGAGGCCAUUUGGCCCAAGGUAGCCAUGCCAGACAUUACACAACACAAUACACAUUGAGUUUGAAGGCACAGACAACCUCACAGAUGAAGACAUUUUGGGAACGGUUGUAAGUGUGUAGACUUGCUUUGUUUGCACACGGAGUUUCAAAGUACUCAGUUGUCUCAGUCCUGCCAUGUCACUCACUUGGCAUAAAGUAUGAAAGCUGAGAUGCGAAAGUACAAAGAUAGCUCAGCAAUACAGAUCAUUCUUCCAGUAACCUGAGCAGCAACGUAACAGGAAACCAUUCUAUAGCCACAGAAAAAUGCUAAGAUCUGGGUUUCUCUCUUCAGUUGGAUAGCCCUGGAAUUUUUGGUGGCUCUCUCCUAACCAACCCUGUAGAUAUCCAAUAAGAACCAAUUAUUUGUCUUUUUGCAUAUUAUAGUCUAUGUUGAAAUAAUGAAUGGGUCACAUUGAUAAACACACAGCAAAGUGUUGGAACAUCAAUUCACAAAGGCACAUCCUACGAUCUAAAAUAUACCAAUGCAAAUGUGUCUUUAAAUAGUGUUAUAGCUGAGAUUUAACCCAGUAUGAUGUUCACAUUCUGAUUACGUGUUCAUUCAUCUCCUUGCUGUCUGUGGGAGCAUGCUGUGCAUUAAUUGGCUGAUGUGUUUUCUACAAGACACUUCAAAAUCAUUUCAUUGGCUGGAAAGAGUCCUAAGGCAAUGAGAAACACUUUAUAAUUGGCUGUUCCACACCUGUCUCAUUGGUUUGUUACGUCACCUCUGAGUCAUGAAGAUUGUGGGUAUUGAGAUCAGUAGGAAUGUGUGAGAGCCUUCUCAGUGCUGUACAGCGGGAGUGCUGCAUUGUCGGUGCUGACACCUUUCAGAUGCAAUAUUAAACCAAGAUUGUCUCUGCUCUCUCAAGAAUUUGCAAAAGAUCCUACAGCACUAUUUUGCAGCAAAGCAGAAAUUCUUCCCUGUAUCUUGCCCUUUUUUAUAUUAUAAUCCACAUUUCAAAUAAUGAAUAGGUCACAUUUAAAUUGCAGCAAAGAGCUGGAACCUAUGUCACAAAGGCACAUCCUAUGAUCUAUAAGACACCAGUGCAAACGUGUCUUAAUUCAAUCUGACAAUCAACGUCACCAAAAUCAAAUUACCCUGGGCCUUAAAACACAAAUUAAUGAGGAAUAUCCUGAAGAUGUGAAAGGUGCUAUAUAAAUUCAACUUCCUUCUUACACUGUGCCAGCGACUCGGGUUCAAUUCCGGCCGCUGUCUGUAAGGAGUUUGUACGUUCUCCCUGUGUCUGCGUGGGUUUCCUCCGGGUGCUCCGGUUUCCUCCCACAUUCCAAAAAAGACGUACGGGUUAGGAAGUUGUGGGCAUGCUAUGUUGGCGCCGGAAGCGUGGCGACACUUGCGGGCUGCCCCCAGCACACGCUACGCGAAAGAUGCAUUUCACUGUGUGUUUCAAUGUACAUGUGACUAAUAAAGAAAUCUUAUAAACAAUGUUGACCUUAAUCAAAUCUUCUGAGGACAAUGUGCAUGAGAAUAACAGCUUUUUGAUGGGCAGCUGGGGCUUCACCCUCAUUUCCUUGACUAUGGUCCUCCUUUUCUCAACUACAUCCUUCACCUCUAGCUCUCUGACACUUCCGGCCCCAGGUGUCCAUCACUCUGCCAUUGACGGACAUGCCUUCAGCUGCCCAGGCUCCCAAGCACCAGAGCUCCCUCCCUGAACCUCGCCACCUUUCUCUCCACCUAUGAUCCCCAUCAAAGUCUGUCUCUUCGACCCCUCUUUUGGGCCCUUGCCCCAAUAUCCCAAUAUUGUGUCAAAUGUUUGUUAUCAACUCCUGUUAAGAAUUUUACUGUGUUACAGGUGCUGCAUCAAUGAAUGUUGUUUUGUACACACUAAACCAACUGUGGGGUCUCAUAUAAUGGGAACAAUAGACAGUAUUCCGAUAAAUAUCUUAUGUUCCUUUUUUUAAAUAAAUUUCUGGAUUUUAUAACUAUUCCCAAUCUCUCUUUCCUGAGUUUUUUGCCCAUUCCACAUGACUUCCUGAAACUUCACAUUGUACCC
Molecule: messenger RNA, 3824 nt
Organism: Pristis pectinata (smalltooth sawfish)
Lineage: Eukaryota; Metazoa; Chordata; Chondrichthyes; Rhinopristiformes; Pristidae
Gene: kitlga
Product: kit ligand a
Exons: 10
Coding region: 396-1298 (300 amino acids)
Biological process (GO): positive regulation of cell population proliferation; cell adhesion
Cellular component (GO): plasma membrane
Molecular function (GO): cytokine activity; stem cell factor receptor binding
Source: RefSeq, a predicted model, not a curated record